Drepanopeziza brunnea f. sp. 'multigermtubi' MB_m1 is the source of this 1863-nucleotide messenger RNA. The record is from RefSeq and is a predicted model, not a curated record. NCBI's taxonomy places the organism in Eukaryota, Fungi, Ascomycota, Leotiomycetes, Helotiales, Drepanopezizaceae.
AUGUCCUUGGUUUCCCAGCAAUUCUCCACCGACACCAUCUCAUCACUUCCAGCCGCACAAGGCGCCGAAGCCGAACACCUCUCCGUCGAAGCAACACUGAGCAAGCUACUCAGUGUUUCCGCCAGCUCGCCACCUCAUUCUAUGGAUAGAGGUUCCGCCCAGUAUCCGCAGUCAGGUUUGCAUUCACCGUUCAGCGCGUUCACCGACACGUCAUCUGAAGAUUCUCCCGCAGAUCACGCGUCUGCUGCGCAAUACCCUCCCCAACCGGACUUACGGUCCCACAACCCGAACCCGAACCAGAACCAAAACCCGAACCCGAACCAGAAUCACACCCAGAACCACAACCAGAACCACAACCACAACCACUACCCUCACUCGGCCUCCGCGACCCCGACCUCCGAGUACGGCGUCUAUCCUGCCUCGGCGCGCUCGGGUUCCUUCCCCGGCCACAUACAACGCCCGUAUCAUUCGUCCAGCAGCCACAGCAGCGGCAGCAGUGGAGGAAGUAUGGCUCAAUCAACUAGUCCGUCCUUGCCUCUACAAGAUGGUCGCCCAAAUCAUCAAAGCUCCCAAAUCAAAUCUGACCAGGAUGUUCCUAUAGAUCCAUCCAUUGCUGCCUCCAGCCCGACCUACCCUCCACACAGCGGCCAGUACUCUCCCUACCACCCGCAGCAAGACAUGCAACACGGUUACGCCAACCCCCCUCCCACCGGCGCCAUGUAUGCUCAACCACGACCGGACUGGGCUGGCUACGCCGGCGGCCAACAUCCAAUGCACGGAGGGUACCCAGUCAGCGGGGCUCAAACACCAACCUCCGCCGCACCAUCGGGUGCGCGUCCUGGACAGGUCUACUCCUUCGUCCCCAUCCCCGGCGCCCAACAACACAAGCGUCCUCGUAGAAGAUAUGAGGAGAUUGAGCGUAUGUACAAGUGCGGCUGGAACGGCUGUGAGAAGGCUUACGGUACCUUGAACCACCUGAACGCCCACGUCACUAUGCAAUCGCACGGCCAAAAGCGCACCCCCGAAGAAUUCAAGGAGAUCCGCAAAGAGUGGAAGGCCCGCAAGAAGGAAGAGGAGACUCAACGCAAGCAAGAGGAUGAUCGUGCUCGUGCUGCUGUCGCACCGUCUGACCAAGGUUCCGACGCCGCUCCUGCGGGCUAUCAACAACCUGGCCGAUCUGUCCAACUUCCUCCCAUCGGCUACCAACCUGGUGCCCCAGUGCCUGGCCCUUACCCUCCCGCCGGCGGUGUUCAACAACUGCAGGAGUACGGUACCAACCACCUCCAGUAUUCUGGCUACCCAGCAUCGCCCUAUGGUGCCCCAAACCAGAUGUAUAACAACCAACAUCUCGGUGCUCUUCCCGCCCCGUCCAUUGGCGUCCUCGCGGAAAUGUUCAUCACUUUCGAUCAGACGUAUGCCUUUGCGGAGGAUACAAUCGUCACUUCAUAUUGCCUUUCAAGAACGCUUUAUAAGGAUUUGCUUGGUCUGAUAAACUUCUCUCUUGCCUUCUCGUCCAAGGCUUGGUCAAUCUGGGAGGGGGAUGGUCGGUUGCAUUUUGUGGUUUUUUCUUUUGGCGGCGUCAUCCAGGGCUUUCGAGAUCAGGUGUCGGAAGAUUGGCAGGCUGCUGGGUUUCGCCGGCAGCAAGGUCCAAUCGCCUUUCAAAUUUUCUCUAUCCCUGAGUUUUUUUUUCCUUCGAAAAAUCUCUGGCUGCAUACACGGGAGUCACAUUCCUCAUGGAGUGAAUGGGUUGUGGGUUUUGCUUGUUUUGCGGGCUUCUCCAUGCAUGCGAGGAACCAUACACCAGAAGUCAUUGCAGAAGGGGUUGCAGAAGACUUUGGAACAAUAAUUGAAUCAUUAAAAUGA